AAGGUCGAUGUUUCUAUGACUCAUUUCUGCAACGCAACUUGGUGCAUCAGGAAAAACAUUCCGUCUCCAUGUGUCAUUCAAUCGCUGUUUAUAAGACGCAUGAUUCUGUUUGAAACAGCGAUGGACACAGAAGCGGAUCUUUUUUAUCGUCAGCUGCCCAAAGUGGAGCUGCACGCGCAUCUUAAUGGAUCUGUCAGUUUUGAGACUAUGGAGACGCUUAUACAGCGCAAGCCGCAUCUGAACAUUGAGCACAGCAUGACCGCCAUCCGCCGCGGACAGCGCCGAACACUGGACGAGUGUUUUCAAGUGUUUAAAGUGAUUCAUCAGCUGGUUGAUUCAGAAGAGGACAUCCUAAUGGUUGCCAAAGCAGUCAUUCAAGAGUUCGCAGCAGAUGGCGUUAAAUACUUGGAGCUGCGUAGCACGCCACGGGAAGUGACUGAAACAGGUCUGACUAAACAAAGAUACAUUGAAACUGUGCUGGAAGCCAUCCGGCAGUGUAAACAAGAGGAAGUUGACAUUGAUGUCAGGUUUCUCGUGGCUGUGGACCGCAGACACGGGCCUGAGGUUGCCAUGGAGACAGUGAAGCUGGCAGAAGACUUCCUGCUUUCUAGUGAUGGAGUAGUAGUCGGACUUGACCUCAGUGGAGACCCAACCGUCGGCCAUGGAAAAGACUUGCUCUCUGCACUUCAGAAAGCCAAGAACUGCGGUCUGAAGUUGGCUCUACACCUCUCAGAGGUUCCUUCUCAGAGAGACGAGUCCGAGCUGCUGUUGAACUUGCCUCCUGAUAGAAUCGGCCAUGGAACCUUCCUGCAUCCUGAGGUCGGUGGAUCGGACAGCCUUGUGGAGAAAGUCUGCAAACAAAAUAUUCCUAUUGAGCUGUGUUUGACCUCUAAUGUCAAAGGUCAAACAGUGCCUUCAUAUGACAAGCAUCACUUCCAGUACUGGUAUAAUCGAGGACACCCAUGUGUUCUCUGCACGGAUGAUAAGGGCGUGUUCUGCACGGAUCUCUCUCAGGAGUACCAGCUGGCCGCCUCCACCUUUGGUUUGACUCAGGAGGCCGUGUGGAGGCUCUCCCAGCAGGCCAUUGGAUAUACCUUUGCCCCCGAGCCAAUCAAACAGAGGCUGGAGAAGAAAUGGGCGGAGCUCAAACAGCAGUUUCUCCCAUGAAGAAACAAUGACAGCUGUAAACUUCACCAACAGUCCUACCUCAGAGAGCCCAAACUGUGCUUUUCAAAAAUGAUGAAGGCACAUUGUUGCAGCUAAUUAUGUCGGUUUCCUCAAUUUCAAAGCACACACUGCAUUAAUAUCUUAAUACAUAAACAACCUGUGUUGUGUGAAACAGAGUUGGAGUAUUUAAAUUAAACUGAUUUUAAUAUUUAUGAUAGAUUAUUGAAUGUUUCUUGAACAUUAAUAUUGUUUUUUAAUAUUGUAUAUUAAUACAACAAUAUUAAAUAUAAGUUUAUUAAUUACA
Messenger RNA from Ctenopharyngodon idella (grass carp), 1471 nucleotides. It is a transcript of the gene mapda, whose product is annotated as adenosine deaminase-like. Gene Ontology annotation, molecular function: adenosine deaminase activity. The record is from RefSeq and is a predicted model, not a curated record. Lineage: Eukaryota; Metazoa; Chordata; Actinopteri; Cypriniformes; Xenocyprididae. Gene Ontology annotation, biological process: adenosine catabolic process; inosine biosynthetic process. Bases 16 to 1167 code for a protein of 383 amino acids. The transcript is spliced from 10 exons.